CUUGGAUUUAAACCGAACAUCAAUCUUUCAUAGUCCUUUUGGGUUUCUUGAUCUCCAUUCAAUGCUGCUGGAUGAAUAUCAAGAGAGACUCUUUGUGGGAGGCAAGGAUCUUGUGUACUCUCUCAGUUUGGAACAAAUCAGCAAUGGCUAUCGAGAGAUACACUGGCCUAGCACAGCGCUAAAAAUAGAAGAAUGCAUAAUGAAAGGGAAAGACGCAAGCGAAUGUGCAAAUUAUGUUCGGGUUUUGCAUCACUAUAAUAGGACACACCUUCUGACCUGUGGUACCGGAGCUUUUGACCCACUUUGUGCCUUCAUCAGGGUUGGAUACCAUUUGGAGGACCCCCUGUUUCGUCUGGAGCCGCACAGGUCUGAGAGAGGGAGGGGCCGAUGCCCUUUUGAUCCCAGUUCAUCCUUCAUCUCUACCUUAAUUGGUAGUGAGCUGUUUGCUGGGCUCUUCAGUGACUACUGGGGCAGAGACGCGGCCAUCUUCCGGAGCCUGGGGCGGCUGGCCCAUAUUCGCACAGAGCACGAUGACGAGCGCCUGUUGAAAGAACCAAAGUUUGUAGGUUCAUAUAUGAUUCCUGACAAUGAAGACCGAGAUGACAACAAAGUGUAUUUCUUUUUUACCGAGAAGGCCCUGGAGGCGGAAAGCAGUGCCCAUGCAAUUUACACCAGAGUGGGGCGACUCUGUGUGAAUGAUGUAGGAGGACAGAGAAUCCUGGUGAAUAAGUGGAGUACUUUCCUCAAAGCGCGACUCGUGUGCUCAGUACCAGGAGUGAAUGGAAUUGACACAUAUUUUGAUGAAUUAGAGGAUAUUUUCUUGCUGCACACCCGAGAUCAUAAGAACCCAGUGAUAUUUGGACUCUUUAACACUACCAGUAAUAUAUUUAGGGGGCAUGCAAUAUGUGUCUAUCAUAUGUCUAGCAUCCGGGCAGCCUUUAAUGGGCCAUAUGCACAUAAGGAAGGACCUGAAUACCACUGGUCACUCUAUGAUGGAAAAGUCCCUUAUCCAAGACCUGGCUCUUGUGCCAGCAAAGUUAAUGGCGGGAGGUACGGAACCACCAAAGACUAUCCUGAUGAAGCCAUCCGAUUUGCGAGAAGCCAUCCACUUAUGUACCAGCCCAUAAAGCCUGCCCAUAAAAAACCAAUCCUGGUAAAAACAGACGGAAGAUAUAACCUGAAACAAAUAGCAGUGGAUCGAGUGGAAGCUGAGGAUGGCCAAUACGAUGUCUUGUUCAUUGGGACAGAUAAUGGAAUUGUACUGAAAGUAAUCACGAUUUAUAACCAAGAAACAGAAUCAAUGGAAGAAGUAAUUCUAGAAGAACUUCAGAUAUUCAAGGAUCCAGUUCCUAUUAUUUCUAUGGAGAUUUCUUCAAAGAGACAACAGCUGUAUGUCGGAUCUGCUUCUGCCGUGGCCCAAGUCAGAUUCCAUGAGUGUGACCUGUACGGGAGUGCGUGCGCUGACUGCUGCCUGGCUCGAGACCCUUACUGUGCCUGGGAUGGCGCCUCCUGUUCCCGGUAUUACCCCACAGGCGCCCACGCGAAAAGGCGGUUCCGCAGACAAGAUGUCCGGCAUGGCAAUGCGGCUCAGCAGUGCUUUGGACAGCAAUUUGUCGGAGAUGCUUUGGAUAAGACUGAAGAGCGACUGGCCUAUGGCAUAGAGAACAACAGUACUUUGUUGGAAUGUACCCCACGAUCUUUGCAAGCAAAAGUUAUCUGGUUUGUGCAGAAAGGACGUGACACAAGAAAAGAGGAGGUGAAGACAGAUGACAGAGUGGUCAAGAUGGACCUCGGUUUACUCUUCCUUAGGGUACGAAAAAUGGAUGCUGGGACCUAUUUUUGCCAGACAGUAGAGCAUGGUUUUGUCCAUACUGUGCGCAAAAUUACCCUGGAGGUAGUGGAAGAGGAGAGAGUAGAGGAGAUGUUUCACAAAGACUUUGAAGAGGACGGGCCUCCCAAGACGCCAUGUCCUGCCCAGAGUAUCAUCCCACAGGGGGCAAAACCAUGGUACAAGGAAUUCUUGCAGCUGAUUGGUUAUAGCAACUUCCAGAGAGUGGAAGAAUACUGUGAAAAGGUCUGGUGCACAGAUAAGAAGAGGAGAAAGCUUAAAAUGUCACCCUCCAAGUGGAAAUAUGCUAACCCACAGGAGAAGAAGUCCCGUCCGAAAGCUGAGCACUACCGCCUGCCCAGGCACGCGCUGGCCUCCUGACGGGGUGGACCGUCUCCCGGCUUCUGAGGAAUUCGUGUUUGGAACCGGAAACAAGCAAACAAAAUGAGAAACCAUCCAGCUUCUUUGUAUUGCUUAAGCGAUUUCUGUAAUACAGAAAUGACUGUGAAGGUAUUAUGAUAAAUUAUUCUACAUGCUCAUUUGACUGGUUAACAAUCAAGUAAAAUUAACUAAUUUUUCUAAACAAGUGUAUUAUUCAAUGGCUUCACACUGUAUUUAUCAAAAAGUGACCUUGGCUGUAGUUUUGAGUACUUGGCUGCUUUUCCAUGGCAAGUAUUAUUUUCUCUUGGAAGACUUGUGGUUCUUGGAAUAUUGAAGAAAUAGAGGUGUUAAUAAUCAUGGGGAAAUUAAAUAUAUAUUUUAAUCAUUCUGAAUUCUACCUUUCCACCACGAUGUAUAAGGUAAAGAAUAUCACAUACUUUAACAUUCUCAUAUGAGCUGUCUGUACUUUUUUAAGAAUGAUUGUAUUCGUGAAAAAAAUCCAUUGUAUUAGUAUUGAAGGCCAUGAGUUUUAUGAAGCCAGGUGUGUUGAAAUUAUUGUAAACCAUGAAAGAACAAUGUGGUCACCUUGAGGCUUGGGUCCUUCAUAAAAUAUUCAUUAAGCCACAUUUUCUAUACUUACAUUUCAUGAUGAAAACACAUCCUUUGAAUUUCACUCUAGUGCAGAAAGAAUGAACUUAAGAUAUCUCAGAAAGAUAGCAAAAUACGCCAAAAACAGAUGAAGUUACAGUUAGAAAUCUAACUGAAAGAGUUUUUGCUACCCUCUUGUGGUAGAAAAAGUAUAUUCACUUUUUCUCUUUUUGCAGAUUCUCUAGUAAAUAUGAAAACAGUUUCUGUUAAUAUAUCUUGUCCAUUUUCAGGAAAACAACUUAAAUAAAAAUGUGUCAAUGUUUAUGUCAUGGUUUAAGAUGGAAAUAAUGUGUUUAUAAAUAAUUUAUUACCUCACAGGCCAAAAAUGAAGAUUUCAUAGCCCUAGUUUUAUGCCUUCUGAAUAAUCUUCCCUGAAAUAUAAAAGAUAGUCCAGAAAUGUGUUUAUUAUUUUAAAAAUAUUAAAGCAGUUUGUGCUCAGAUAGCAAGUUUUCCUCCCUAUUUUACAUUAACAAAUAACAAAAUUGUUUCACAAGGUCACUCAACCACCAAGAUACCCAGAGCACCUUUACUUUUAUAAACAAUAUCCAAAGUUUUUGAGCAUGCUUAUAUCUUAAAGUCUUUCCCUCUCCUUUUAAUGUAGCAAUUACUUUU
Suricata suricatta (meerkat) is the source of this 3469-nucleotide messenger RNA. It is a transcript of the gene SEMA3E, whose product is annotated as semaphorin 3E. Gene Ontology annotation, molecular function: chemorepellent activity; semaphorin receptor binding. Bases 62 to 2209 code for a protein of 715 amino acids. The record is from RefSeq and is a predicted model, not a curated record. The transcript has 16 exons. NCBI's taxonomy places the organism in Eukaryota, Metazoa, Chordata, Mammalia, Carnivora, Herpestidae. Gene Ontology annotation, biological process: axon guidance; semaphorin-plexin signaling pathway; neural crest cell migration.